Molecule: messenger RNA, 2031 nt
Organism: Dryobates pubescens (Downy woodpecker)
Lineage: Eukaryota; Metazoa; Chordata; Aves; Piciformes; Picidae
Gene: TMEM108
Product: transmembrane protein 108
Exons: 4
Coding region: 429-1826 (465 amino acids)
Biological process (GO): dendrite extension; retrograde axonal transport; postsynaptic density organization
Cellular component (GO): endosome membrane; postsynaptic density; axon
Source: RefSeq, a predicted model, not a curated record
CUCACAAGGGCGUGCAGCUGGGGUGCGUGUUGCUGUUUUGUUCCCAGAAAGCGACAACUGCCAGCACUCUUCUGGCGUCUGAAUAGACCCGUGUCAGGCAAACGGCAUCAGGGCUUGAUGGGGAGCCACGCUGCUACCAAGCAGCCGUUAGAUGUGCCGGCAGGAGGUGGACUGGCUCAGGCAGUAACGCUGCCUUGCGGUGGCAAAGGUGCUCCAUAAAGAAGUGAGCCCUGGCACUGCACAGCCCUGCAAGACACGCCUGCCUGGGCUGCCGCUGUCCUCAUUCCUCCAAACCACUUCCAACAACAACAGCAACUCCUGCUUGCAGCUGCCUUACCGGGGAGAUCUAUUUUCCUUUCUGUGCUGAGGGAUGAAGCUUCCAAGUCUGUGUGAUCUGAGCAGGUGAGGAUGUCUGCUGACAAGUCCAAAUGAUAUUUUCAGGUGUUCUGCUGAUCUUGGCACUGACAGAAGAGCUGGUGUUUUCUGUUCAGGUACUGUCUCCCACCGUCUCCUCCUCUCAGGGCUUCCCGAUGGACAGUGUCACAGCCAUGGGAACAACGCCUCGCCACAAAGGCCGCCACACAUCAGAGCCCCUUCCCACAUCCUCUUACACCAUUGCCCACCCCGUCAGCUUGGCAGAGACAGCCCCUUCCACUGGGCAAAAGCAAACAGGCAGCCCUCGCCUGGGCCAGGAGGGCACCUACCACUCACACAACCAGAGCGCCCUGUACUCGGCACAGACUCGCCCCAAGGGGAAAAUCUUCCAGGUGUUCAAAGGCAACUUCACAGAGUCCUCAGAGCCUUACCUAAAGACAAGCCUGCACUCUCCCUUCCCCACCCUGAGGAGCCCUUUCACGGAGCACCCGAUCCAGCCCCAGAGCACAGUGCCCAGCCAUGUGAGUGGCAGGGGGCUGGCAAGAACUGAACACCCAGACCCUGCCCCACUCCACAACGCCUCGGGAAGCCUUGGGGAAGCUGAGCAAGGGGAUGGGGCCAAGCUGGCGGUGCAGGAGGCAGAUUUUGCCACCACAACUGCUGGACCAUCAGCUGAUCCUGAAGCAGUGUCGGUGCCUUUUAAAUCCACCCACUACAGUGUAUGGGAUAUGCUGAGCAAAAACAACUCUUGGGUGACCUUGAAUCUUAGUACCAAUGUCCCUCUGUUUGCCGGCCCUGGAUCUGCCACAGCAGCAGCAGGCCACUCGGUUCAGACCAGUUUUGACGUCAGCAUCUCCUCCCCAGCAGUGGGAGAGCCCAAGGGACCCGCCGUGACGCAGCAUGGCGGGGUGACUAACACCAGCUUGCUGGACAGCACUUUCUCUGCAGUACCUACCACAAGGUUGUCCAGCUCCAUUUCCACAGCUGGAUCCACUGCUACUGGGAACUUCCUAAACAGACUGGUUCCUGCUGGGACCUGGAAACCGGGAGUGCAAGGAAACAUCUCUCAUGUCACCGAGGGGGACAAACCCCAGCACAGAGCAACCAUCUGCCUCAGCAAGAUGGACAUUGCCUGGAUCAUUCUGGCUAUCAGCGUACCUAUAUCCUCUUGUUCAGUUCUGCUGACAGUCUGCUGCAUGAGGAGGAGGAAAAAGACAUCUAACCCAGAAAACAACCUGAGUUAUUGGAAUAACGCUAUUACCAUGGACUACUUCAACAGGCAUGCUGUAGAGUUACCAAGAGAGAUCCAGUCCCUGGAGACUUCAGAGGACCACCUCUCUGAGCCUCGCUCCCCCGCCAACGGUGACUACCACGACAGCGGGAUGGUCCUGGUGAACCCAUUCUGCCAAGAAACGCUCUUUGUAGGACAUGAGCAAGUCUCUGAGAUAUGACCCACAGCUGCCCGCCUGGUGCAGUUUCAUCUCUGCUGACUCCAAAUGAUAAAUACAUAUAUAUUAUAAAUAUAACCUUUGUGUAACCCUGAAUUACAGGAAAUGUUUUCAGCUUUUCUUUUCUCCCUCAGAAUUGUCAUCCCCUUUUUUAUAAGUGUGGUAAAACUUUACAGAACAAACUGUGGCUUUAUAAAAUAAAGGUAUU